GGGGCUGUGGGUGUGUGGGUGGGUGCUAGAGAGCUUACUGACUGAACAGUGCAGCCAUUACCUGAGGGAUGUGCCCCAAGGAAGGGUUAAACAACCCCCCCCCCCUCUCUCUGACACACACCCCCGCCGGAGCAGCAGUGUUUGGUGCAGCCCACGUGUGCAGCAGGAGUGUGUGUGCCACAGAGCAGCGCAGCUCCCUAUCCCAGUUACCCAGCAGCAGGGCUCCCUAUCCCAGUUACCCAGCAGCAGAGCUCCCUAUCCCAGUAGCAGAGCUCCCUAUCCCAGUUACCCAGCAGCACAGCUCCCCAACCCAGCAGCAGAGCUCCCUAUCCCAAUUACCCAGCAGCAGAGCUCCCUACCCCAUUUACCCAGCAGCACAGCUCCCCAACCCAGUAGCAGAGCUCCCUAUCCCAAUUACCCAGUAGCAGAGCUCCCUAUCCCAGUUACCCAGCAGCACAGCUCCCCAACCCAGUAGCAGAGCUCCCUAUCCCAGUUACCCAGCAGCACAGCUCCCCAACCCAGUAGCAGAGCUCCCUAACCCAGUUACCCAGUAGCAGAGCUCCCUAACCCAGUUACCCAGCAGCACAGCUCCCCAACCCAGUAGCAGAGCUCCCUAUCCCAGUUACCCAGCAGCACAGCUCCCCAACCAAGUAGCAGAGCUCCCUAACCCAGUUACCCAGCAGCAGAGUCCGCUCCGAGCCUGCCCACAGCUCAUACCCUUCUUGGCUCCUACCCAGCCAGCAGCCCUUGGGUCCCAGCACAGAUCUGGACUUCUCUUUGCUAGGAGAGUCCCGUUGGAGGGAUCCCAGACAGGUACUGGCCAUGCUGAAGCCCGGAGAGGCUGGUGGAUCUGCGUUCCUGAAGGUUGACCCGGUGUAUCUCCAGCACUGGCAGCAGCUCUUUCCCCAGAGUCAUGUCAAGACUGGAGUUCUGAGCCAUGUGGCCCUUCCUGAGCGAGCGGAGCCCCCUAUGGACCCUCUCCGCCUGCGCCCAGCAUCCCUCUCCUCAGCCUCUUCCUCCAACUCUUCCACUCCGUCCUCCCUGGCCGGGGUCACCCCUAUACCCUCAGUUCUAGGGGUUCUACCCAGCACUGAGGCCGUGGCCCCCCAAAGAAAUGAGCUGGGAAUUUCCAAGUGCACAGAGGAGACGCUUGAGAGACUCCAGUGCUCCCCGGAGGAACUGGACUACUACUUGUAUGGGCAGCAACGCAUGGAGAUCAUCCCCCUCAGCACCCCUACCAGCGACCCCAACAACCGCUGUGACAUGUGUGCAGAUAAUCGUAAUGGAGAAUGUCCAAUGCACGGUCCACUACAUUCUCUGCGUCGCCUAGUGGGCACCAGCAGCACUGCAGCAGUAGCUCCUCCACCUGAAAUUCCUGAGUGGUUGCGGGACCUGCCACGUGAAGUGUGCCUUUGUACCAGUACUGUUCCAGGUCUGGCUUACGGCAUUUGUGCAGCUCAGAGAAUUCAACAAGGAACUUGGAUUGGACCCUUCCAGGGAGUCCUUGUGUCUCCAGAAAAAGUGCAGAACGGGGGUGUACGAAACACACAGCAUCUCUGGGAAAUAUAUGACCAAGAUGGGACUCUACAGCAUUUUAUUGAUGGAGGAGAGCCUAGUAAGUCAAGCUGGAUGAGGUAUGUCCGAUGCGCUAGACACUGCGGGGAACAGAAUUUGACAGUAGUUCAGUACAGAUCUAAUAUAUUUUAUAGAGCUUGUAUUGACAUCCCCAGAGGCACAGAACUGCUGGUGUGGUACAAUGACAGCUACACAUCAUUCUUUGGCAUUCCGUUGCAAUGCAUUGCUCAGGAUGAAAACUUGAAUGUUCCAUCACCAGUAAUUGAAGCAAUGUCACGGCAAGACACAUUACAAUCUUUCAACAAAAAUGGCAAGUUGAGCAGCUCAUUACAAAGGUCCCUAGUUUUCCCACAGACUCCCUGCAAUAGAAAUUACUCUUUACUGGAGAAAUCUGGGCCUCUGGACACAGGAUAUAACCAGAUCAAUGUAAAAAACCAGAGAGUGCUUGCCAGCCCUACCUCAACAAGCCAGCUAAAUUCAGAAUUCAGUGACUGGCAUCUGUGGAAAUGUGGACAAUGUUUUAAGACUUUUACCCAACGAAUUCUUCUACAGAUGCAUGUGUGCACCCAGAACCCAGACAGGCCUUACCAGUGCGGACAUUGCUCUCAGUCCUUCUCUCAGCCUUCCGAAUUAAGGAAUCACGUUGUCACUCACUCCAGCGAUAGACCCUUCAAGUGUGGCUAUUGUGGCAGAGCCUUUGCUGGGGCAACUACAUUAAACAAUCACAUCCGGACGCACACAGGGGAAAAGCCAUUUAAGUGCGAGAGGUGUGAUAGGAGCUUCACACAGGCCACCCAGCUGAGUCGACAUCAGAGGAUGCCCAACGAAUGUAAGCCGAUAACAGAAAGCACAGAAUCAAUUGAAGUGGAUUAACUGAUUGACUGGCUGGAAUUAAACUGCAAGAAAAGUCAUGAUUAAAUGUCACGGACACUUAAGCAAAACCAAAGAUUUCCUCUGAACAACUUUCAAUCAGUCCAAGAAAACCAAAAGCAGUAAUAAAAUAAGUAAGAUGUUAAGAGAUAUUGAUCCUGGCAUGGACUAGAGACCAGGAGAGACAUUAUUUAUUUAUGAGUGGGGGUGAAACAUAUUUCAAAGGACAAGGGGACUUAACCUUUUCAGUCCCAUCACACACACACACACACACACACAUAUAUAUAGCUUUAUUUCUAAAUAUCUUUUUAUAAUAAAAAGAAAAAAAUUGUUAUUUAAUACCAAAGUGAAGGCUCUGCUACAAUCUUCAUCCUCCGGCAACGUUUAUGGCUAGAAAUGCACAUGGACAAGGUUGCACUUUUUUUUUUGUAGCAUGAAUUCAUUCUUCUCGAACCAGGACUUGGGGAAGCUUCGGGCUUGGAGAAAGUCCAUUUUCUAAGCAUUGUUUUCUCUCGACAAGGUGAUAAAAGACACUCGCCAGGACGGUGUAAUGACAGGUACCAUGUCUGAGGUACUGACUCUCAGCCUAAUGAUGACAUUGACUUCCAUCAUCUACUGAAGCUAGUUACAACUCAAACUUUGUGCACUUUUCAUGUAAACAGUUUCAUAGACAUUGUUUGUGAUGAUGUAGGAUAAUUUGGGACUAAACAUGUUGCAAUAUUCCAAAAUAAAUA
Messenger RNA from Xenopus tropicalis (tropical clawed frog), 3179 nucleotides. It is a transcript of the gene prdm6, whose product is annotated as PR domain 6. Gene Ontology annotation, cellular component: nucleus. The coding region runs from base 823 to 2448 and encodes 541 amino acids. Gene Ontology annotation, biological process: chromatin remodeling; negative regulation of DNA-templated transcription. The transcript is spliced from 8 exons. Gene Ontology annotation, molecular function: histone H4K20 monomethyltransferase activity; identical protein binding; histone methyltransferase activity. The record is from RefSeq and is a predicted model, not a curated record. NCBI's taxonomy places the organism in Eukaryota, Metazoa, Chordata, Amphibia, Anura, Pipidae.